AUGGGAGGAAGUUCAUCUCCUUGUGCUUCAUGCAAAUUAUUAAGGCGUAGAUGUACAAAAGAUUGUAUAUUUGCUCCAUAUUUUCCACCAAAUGAACCUCACAAAUUUGCCAUUGUUCACAAAGUCUUUGGUGCUAGCAAUAUUAGCAAGAUGUUGCAGGAAUUACCUAUACAACAGAGAGCAGAUGCAGUAAACAGUUUAGUAUAUGAAGCAAAUGCAAGAAUGAGAGAUCCGGUUUAUGGUUGUGUUGGUGCAAUUUCUUUUUUACAAAAUCAAAUUUCACAAUUAGAAAUGCAACUUGCUAUGGCCCAAGCAGAAAUAUUAUGCAUCCAAAUGCAGAAU
Messenger RNA from Solanum verrucosum, 342 nucleotides. RefSeq names its product LOB domain-containing protein 12. The record is from RefSeq and is a predicted model, not a curated record. The transcript is spliced from 2 exons. Lineage: Eukaryota; Viridiplantae; Streptophyta; Magnoliopsida; Solanales; Solanaceae. The annotation marks the transcript as partial.